Molecule: messenger RNA, 1173 nt
Organism: Chenopodium quinoa (quinoa)
Lineage: Eukaryota; Viridiplantae; Streptophyta; Magnoliopsida; Caryophyllales; Amaranthaceae
Product: ferritin, chloroplastic-like
Exons: 8
Coding region: 121-879 (252 amino acids)
Biological process (GO): iron ion transport; intracellular iron ion homeostasis
Cellular component (GO): cytoplasm
Molecular function (GO): ferrous iron binding; ferric iron binding
Source: RefSeq, a predicted model, not a curated record
UUUCUCACCUCUUCUUCAUCCUCACCUCUUCCCCCCUUCAACUUUUAUUCUUCCCAUUUUACCCUUCCGCCAUUGUUAUACCUUCAAAUUCCUUCAAUUUCAACCCAGAUUUUUACAAAAAUGAUGUUGAGGACAGUUGCUUCAGGUGGGUCUCCUUUGUUUAGCUCAUCCCCUGUUUCUGGGAAAGAAAAUGGUUUCUGCCAUGGAUUUUCGUCGAGUUUUGUGGGGUUUGAGAGGAGAAAUGGGUGUGGAAAAAUCAUGGCGAAUGUUAAAGAAACUGAGCCUAUGACUGGGAUUGUUUUUCAGCCUUUUGAAGAGGUUAAGAGUGAUAAUUUCAUGGUUCCUAUUUCUCCUCAAGUUUCUCUUGCUCGUCAGAAAUUUGCUGAUGAUUGUGAAGCUGCCAUUAAUGAGCAGAUCAAUGUGGAGUACAGUGCAUCCUAUGUGUACCAUUCGCUGUUUGCCUACUUUGACAGGGACAAUGUUGCUCUAAAAGGCUUAGCCAAGUUUUUCCGAGAGUCAAGUGAAGAAGAAAGGGAACAUGCUGAGAAGUUAAUGAAGUAUCAGAACAUGAGAGGAGGAAGGGUGAAGCUGUUUUCGAUCCUGAUGCCACCAUCAGAGUUUGAGCAUGUUGAAAAAGGAGAUGCACUUUAUGCAAUGGAGCUGGCAUUGUCAUUGGAGAAGCUUGUGAAUGAGAAAUUGCUGAACUUGCAUGGUGUGGCUGAGCGAAACAAUGAUGUCCAGUUACAGGAAUUUGUCGAAGGCGAAUUUCUGAAUGAGCAGGUUGAGGCAAUUAAGAAGAUAGCAGAUUAUGUCACUCAAUUGAGAAUGGUUGGCAAGGGACAUGGAGUUUGGCACUUUGAUCAAAUGCUCCUUAACUAGGGGGAAGCUCUGCUCUGUACUGAUCCGAACUUGAAGAUUUCUCCUAGCUCUAGGUGUAAACUAUCUCUCAUCCAGAAAAAAAAAUCGCCUUCAGUUUGGAUGGGAAUGGCUAGAAUAUAGGAAGCUUGUAUAAAGUAUGUAUCUCAGUCGAUGUUUAAGAAGAUAAUUGUAGGUAGCCACUCCACAUUUCGUCUGAUAUCUGAAUAAUGAGGAUUGUAGCUGAUGUUUGAAGUUACUUGCUAAAUUAUUCUCUAACAUAUUCUCUAUUGUUAAAUCGUUUGGUUUGUUCUAAGA